CCUGCCAGUCAGUCUGUCCGUAGCAUUUGUCGAAGCCGGUCCCCGAGAGAGCCGGAAGCCUACCUGCCCAGUGCUCGAAGUCUCUAGCAACGUGGUCUAGUUUUUUCCACGAUAUUUUUACACUCUCAAAAGCCAGUUCGUCGUCAUUCGGGGGAGGAAUUUGACCUGUUUAUGGUAGUGUCUCAGCCCAGAGGAGGGCAGUGGAAAAAUAAAUUAGUCAUUUGGUUUCGUUGAAUCGAAGUAGAAGGUGUGGUAAAUAAGACUAUCUUUUUUUUUCCUGUCGCUUGAUUGACGUCCGGUCGCACGAUCUGGCAAAGGUCAAACGAAUAGUGAAAUUGCGUGUUGGAAAGUGUUUUCCUUUUCCUUAAGUGUACAUUUUAGAAUAGUAGCGUUCCUCCACUGCUAGUUGCAUGCUUUCACUGGUUAGAGUAGUUCAUUGCACAACUAUCGGUGCUUUAGUUCGGACGUUUAAUCGGUGUUUCAGUGUACUGCCUAAUAAGCGAACAGAUCAAUCGGUGAACUUUGCAAGACUUAUACGGUGUUUCGUUUUACCUUCGAAAGCAUUUUCCCAUCUUUCCGGAAUGGUUAAGCAAGGUCCACGCCCGCUCGUUAUCUGCGGCCCGUCUGGGUCCGGGAAGAGUACCCUGCUGAAGAAGCUGUUCAAAGAAUUCCCGGAAACGUUCGGGUUCAGCGUUUCCCACACGACCCGGAAGCCACGGCCCGGAGAGGAGAACGGUGUGCACUACCACUUCGUGUCGGUCGAGGACAUGCAGGCCGCCAUCGAAAACGGAGAAUUCAUCGAGACUGCCGUAUUCAGCGGGAACAUGUACGGUACCAGCAAAAAAGCGGUGGAAACCGUGCAGCAACAUGGCAAGGUGUGCGUGCUGGACAUCGAAAUCGAAGGAGUUAAACAGGUUCGCAACUCGGAUCGCUUGCACCCCCUGUUGGUGUUCGUCAAUCCACCAUCGGUGGCAGAACUCGAGCGCAGGCUGCGUGGCCGUAAGACUGAGACGGAGGAGAGCUUACAGAAGCGCCUCAAUACGGCACGGAUCGAAAUCGAGUACGGGUCCACCCCGGGCAACUUUGACAUCGUGGUCUACAACCAAAACCUGAAGGAAGCGUACGCGCAGCUGCGGGACUUCAUCGUCCGGGAGCUGGAAACACAGCAGAAUCAAGACAACUUCUACGUAUCUUCCAUAAUCACAGGAUAUAAAGGUUAUGAAGUGUAAGCGCCUCGUUAACCCUUCCUUAUUUGUUCCAUGAGGGGGCGGAAAGCACGUGCGCGCAAAGGAAGCCCCAUAACCCUAUAAUUUAUGCCAAUAUUGCUUUUCGUGUAAUAUGCCCGCACACAAACAACAGACUAUUUACACCUUAUAGCUCCUAGUGGUUGUAAAAUUUAAACCGAUAGUGAUCAACCCCGCACUGAUAAACUCUCUGAACACUGCUCCAAAAUAAGCACUACUUGGACUCAUGGCAAGAGCAAACUAUGUAGGUACUACGAAGAAAUGCGGCAGUCGUUCGAUAAUUACAGGCCCGUAGUUGCUUUUGUUGUAAUCCUUAAUUCUAGGUUUUGUAUAGACACACUUAAUGUGCUCCCCUUUCCAAGUUACUUUUUUUUUACUUCUGUGUCUUAUGUAGCGGUGAAACCUUUAUUUGUUAACCAAUCGACGAAACGAUACACCGAAGGGAAGCUGUUAGUAUUACGGAUGUUUACCUGUCAAACUGUCCCUAGGUUUUAACUUUCGGAUGAAUUUUGUACCCAUUUUACACAUUAAAUGUAUGGAAAACAAUAGAUUACCACUGAUGAAAAUGAUACAUUGCGAACUAAGUGCAUGUAAUUUUAAGUGUUUCUUAGACUAAUGGCAUAGGAACCGUCGUCGGAUCCGAUACAAAUCCAGCUGAAAGCAUGGUUAUUGAUAUUGAACGAGAAUAAAUGAUCAUAUGCUUCUAGUAUGUUAGACGAUUCAUU
This is a messenger RNA of Ochlerotatus camptorhynchus, 1969 nucleotides long. RefSeq names its product guanylate kinase. The record is from RefSeq and is a predicted model, not a curated record. Lineage: Eukaryota; Metazoa; Arthropoda; Insecta; Diptera; Culicidae. Gene Ontology annotation, cellular component: cytosol. The transcript is spliced from 4 exons. Bases 411 to 1229 code for a protein of 272 amino acids. Gene Ontology annotation, biological process: purine nucleotide metabolic process. Gene Ontology annotation, molecular function: GMP kinase activity.